Molecule: messenger RNA, 858 nt
Organism: Periophthalmus magnuspinnatus
Lineage: Eukaryota; Metazoa; Chordata; Actinopteri; Gobiiformes; Gobiidae
Gene: star2
Product: steroidogenic acute regulatory protein 2
Exons: 9
Coding region: 1-858 (285 amino acids)
Biological process (GO): steroid biosynthetic process; intracellular cholesterol transport; regulation of steroid biosynthetic process
Cellular component (GO): mitochondrial intermembrane space; mitochondrion
Molecular function (GO): cholesterol transfer activity; cholesterol binding
Source: RefSeq, a predicted model, not a curated record
AUGCUGCCGGCGCUGGUCAAGCUCUGCUGUGGAAUCUCCUACCCUCAUCUGAGGAGCAUGGCAGGUCUGCAGCGUGCGGCGGUGGCAGUGAUAGGCCAGGAGAUCUCACACCUGAACACCAGGAGACCCCCCCAGGUCCAGACCCACGUCCAGACCCACACAGCGCCAUCUAACGGUGAAGCGCCUUCAGAGGACGCCCCCUGCAAAAAAGAGCAGAGUCUUUAUGAGCAGCAGGGACGAGGCGCCAUGGAAACAGCUCUGAGUGUGAUACAAGACAGAGACGGGUGGAAGACGGAGGUCACAGAGCGUGACGGAGACGUGAUCUGCAGUAAAGUCCUUCGAGGGAACAGGAGGGUGUUUAAAUUGGAGGCGGAGCUGGACGCCACGGUGGAGCAGUUACACCACGUCCUGUUUGUGCGGGUGGAGGACAUGCACCGCUGGAACCCCAGUAUCCAGCAGAUCAGGGUCGUCCGCAGACUCGGCUCGGACACUGUCAUCACACAUGAGGUUUCCGCGGCGACGGCGGGGAACCUGAUUGGUCAGAGAGAUUUCCUGAGUGUGAGGCACAGCUGGAAACAUCAGGACACAGUUUAUCUGGGAGGAACCUCCGUCCACCUGGAGGCGCUACCCCCCCAGAGCGGCUUCAUCAGGGCGGAGGAUGGACCCACCUGUUUUAUUCUUGAGCCGAUUGGACCAAACAGAAGUAAAUUCACGUGGCUCCUGAACCUGGACGUCAAGGGCUGGUUGCCUAAGUCUGUGGUGAAUCAGGCUUUACCUCGCGCUCAGUUGGACUUCACUCGACACCUGCGCAGACACUUGUCCACAGGGGGCGCUCUGCAGGGUGAGCCGAGCAGGUGA